This is a messenger RNA of Closterium sp. Naga37s-1, 3837 nucleotides long. The record is from the annotation of a GenBank genome assembly. NCBI's taxonomy places the organism in Eukaryota, Viridiplantae, Streptophyta, Zygnematophyceae, Desmidiales, Closteriaceae.
AUGCGUCGCGCUGCCGCGCGCCUCUGCCCUGCCAGCAUGCCGCGCGUCUCUGCCCUGCCCGCGCGCUCGCCUCUGCCCUGCCCGCGCGCGCGCCUCUGCCCUGCCCACGCCGUGCGCCUCUGCUCUGCCCGCGCGCGCGCCUCUGCCCUGCCCGCGCGCGCGCCUUUGCCCUGCCCGUGCGCGCGCCUCUGCCCUGCCCGCGCGCACCGUGCUGCUCUGCUACUAGCGCGCCCGACUGCUCUGCCUGUUAUGGCGACUCUCAACGUUCUCACAUUCGAUUCGGAGGGCCGCCCCAUAGUGUUCGCUGCAUGGCUAGACGAUUUACAGCUGUUGCUGCUGACAGACUCUAAGGACGGUACCUCGCUGUUCGACCUCACUUCUGGCGCCUCGCCCGCCCCUGACGCCACAGCUGACAGUGCGACCCGCUCAAAGUGGCUUACCCGUGACGCUGCUGCUCGCCUAGCCGUUCGCAAUCACCUGCCGUUAGCCGAACGCGCCCACUUUGGCCAGCAUAAGACAGCGAAAGCACUGUACGACGCUGUAGUCGCUCGUUACUCCUCCCCGGCCACUGCUGCUCUAGGCCGCCCUCUCCUGCCCUACCUGUUCCCAGACCUGUCCGCCUUUGCCACAGUAGCCGACCUAGUCACUCACCUCCGCACUAGAGACACUCGCUACCGUGCUGCGCUCCCCGCCGCGUUUCUCGACAAGAAAUCCCCUCCCAUGUACAUCACGCUCUACUUCAUAGUCACCCGCCUCCCUGACUCUCUUAUUGCAGUCAGGGACCUCCUCCUAGCACUUGACCCCACCGACCUCAAUGUCGACCUGCUCGAGAAGCACCUCCUAGCAGCUGAGACUAGCAUAGUCGCUGAGCUGCGUCUGCCCCUAGUGGGAGGCGCCGCAGCGGCAGGGGCAGGGGAGGAAGGAGCGGUGGGGGUGGCAGAGGUGCAGGUGGUGGUGGGGGCGAUGGAGGCGGUGGAGGGGGCGGCGGUGGAGGAGGUAGUGGUGGUGGGGGUGGCGGGGCAGGUGGCGGCGGUGGUGGCGGUAGUGGGAGUGGUGGUGGCAGCGGUGGUGGCGGCAGUAGUGGCGGUAGUGGGGGUGGCGGCGGCGGCAGUGGGGGCGGCAGGGGUGGCACCGGCCAGAGGGGAGGCCUUGGAGGUGGCCAGCGGCAGCACUAGCGUUAGCCUCUUUCGUCUCAGGAGCUCCGUGAGUGGUUUGCUCAGCGUGGGGCGGCUGGGGGUAGUGGUCCCUGCCCACCCAGGUAUAGAGGCUGUUGCUCUAGGUGCUAGUGAGUCUGCUGCCCUAGGUGCUGGUGAGUCUGCUCUCUCUGGUACUGCGUCUGCUGCGGCCUUGCACACCUUCACGCUUGACUCAGGUGCCUCCCGCUGUUUCUUUCGCGAGAGUACCACAGUCACACCGCUUACUGCACCUGUUGCUAUGUCCUUGGCUGACCCCUCUGGGGGCCCAGUCCUUGCACGUCCCUCCACUGUUCUGCCCUGUCCGGCGGUUCCGUCUAGGGUGCCUCCCCUCCCACCAUCGCCUGCCCCUCCCUGCCUUCCCUGUGUCGAGGGGCGGCAGCGCGCCGCUCCUCACUCCACCUCGUUCCCCUCGACAGAGGCUCCCCUGCAGACUCUCCACCUGGACGUGUGGGGCCCAGCCCGCGUCCGUGGACAGGGCCACGAGCGGUACUUUCUGCUGGUUGUCGACGACUACUCGCGUUACACCACGGUCUUCCCCUUGCGCCGCAAGGGGGAGUUCCCUGAUGUUCUGAUCCCUUGGAUCCGUGCUGUUCGUCUCCAGCCCCGCGAGCGAUUCGAGACGGACCUUCUAGUCCUGCGUCUGCACUCUGACAGAGGUGGUGAGUUUUCCUCUGACCUCUUACGGGCCUUUUGUCGUGCGGAGGGCAUUCGCCAGACGUUCACGCUUCCGGCCUCUCCGCAGCAGAACGGGGUUGCUGAGCGCCACAUUGGCUUAGUCAUGGAGGUCGCUCGUACCUCCAUGAUCCAUGCGGCUGCCCCCCAUUUUCUGUGGCCGUUUGCAGUCCAGUACGCUGCGCAUCAGCUCAACCUCUGGCCCCGUGUCUCCUUGCCGGAGACCUCGCCCACACUGCGUUGGACGGGGGAGGUUGGCGAUGCGUCGGUGUUCCAGGACGUCACGUUUGACGAGUCGGUUCCCUUUUACCGUCUCUUCCUCUACCGCACUGCCCCUCUCCCUCCCCCGCCGCUCUUCCUAGCACCAGGUCCUCCUCCAAUAGACCCCCUCCCCCCUCAGGGUCCUGCUCCCUCAGGUGUGUCCCAGGUAGAUCCUGUCGAGCCUGUCGAGGUAGCUGUCGACUCUGGUGCUGCUAGAGGUGGUGCGUCUGGGGGAGCUGAGCCUGCGGGUGCGGGGCCUGGGGGUGCUGAGCUUGAGCGUGCAGAGCCCGGGCGUGCUGAGCCUGGGGGUGCUGAGUCUGAGGGUGCGAAGCCUGGGGGUGCUGAGCCUGGGGUUGCUGAGUCGGAGGGUGCGGAGCCUGGGGGUGCUGAGCCUACGAGUGCGGAGCCUGGGGGUGCUGAGCCUGAGCGUGUGGAGCCUGGAUGUGCUGAGCCUGAGGGAGCUGAGCCCGAGUGUGCUGAGCCUCGAGGCCCUUCGGGUGUCUUUUCGUGGCCGGAGUCACUCUCUUCACUGCAGCUGCGCGAGUGGUUUGCUCGGCGCUGGAGCCUCCGGAGUGGUGCUGCUGGAGCUGGAGCUUCUGGAGGUGCUGGAGCCGCUAGUCCCGGAGGUGCUCGUACAGGAGGUACUGGAGCUGCUGGGGCUGGCGGUCCUACUGGAGCUGCUGGAGGUGCUGGUGCUGCUGGAGCUGGUGCUGCUGGAGGUGCUGCAGGUGCUGGAGCUAGUGGUGCUCAGGAGUUGGAGCUGGAGACCCUGGAGCUGGGGGCGCUGGAGCUGUCUCUGCUGUCGCAGUCGCAGUUACAGCCAGCCUCCCCACUGCCUGGUCCUUCUCUUUACACUGGGCCGACCGGAGGCCUUGCAGAGCGUCGUGAGCCUGCGUCUCGUCCUGCGUCGCCUGUUCGCGCUGCUCGCACUAGUCGUCGUGUUCCGCGUCCGCGUCCUCUUCCUGUCCACGGCACGCACCAGAUGGCACUUGGUCCUUCCUCUGUUCCACUGCGUGUCCCUCUGCCGUCUCCUCCUGCGUCCUCCCUUGCUGACAGUCCGGACCCGGAGUCUGACUCCCUUCGUGCUGCUAGUCCUACUGUCACGCGUCUCCUUGCCACUGUUGUCACGGACCCUUCAUUUGAGUCCACUGCUGCGCCUGCCUUGGUUGCUGAGCUUGUCGACUUUGCUGCUCGUUGUUGUCUAGACUACGUCGCUAGCCUUGUUGCUGAGUCUGAGUCUGUAUGUCCUCCGUCCGUCGGGGGUGAGUGUGCUCUUGGCACGGACGUCCUUGAGGACAGGCAAGAGGACUUUGAGUGCUUUGCAGCUGCUGUACCUCAUCUCGUGUCCAUGCUGAUUGCACCUGAGGGAGACCCGGAUGCACCAGACAUCCCGACUCCGCUUUCUUACGCUGAGGCGAUUGCGGGUCCCUACUCCUCUCAGUGGCAGUCAGCCAUAGACGAAGAGAUGGCAUCCUGGAAGUCCACAUGCACUUACGUCGACGAGGUUCCCCCUCCUGGGGCGAACAUUGUCGAUGGCAUGUGGAUUUUCAGGGUGAAGCGGCCGCCGGGUUCUCCGCCUGUCUCCAAGGCACGUUACGUUGCACAAAGCUUCAGUCAGCGACAGGGAGUUGACUUCUUCCAGGGAGUUGACUUCUUCCAGACCUUCUCCCCUUCUUCGGGUGCUGCUGCACGUCGCCGCUUAGCGUGA